Molecule: messenger RNA, 1902 nt
Organism: Leptinotarsa decemlineata (Colorado potato beetle)
Lineage: Eukaryota; Metazoa; Arthropoda; Insecta; Coleoptera; Chrysomelidae
Biological process (GO): regulation of transcription by RNA polymerase II
Cellular component (GO): PcG protein complex; chromatin; transcription regulator complex
Molecular function (GO): RNA polymerase II cis-regulatory region sequence-specific DNA binding; DNA-binding transcription factor activity, RNA polymerase II-specific
Source: RefSeq, a predicted model, not a curated record
ACACAUAAAUGAAUAAUAAAAGAACAAAAAACGAACGCAGGGUUGCAUAACGCAAGAAGACUUGCGUCCCCGAACGAAGCUUCUGUUCCAUGUGGUGGAAUGCGCCUGAGAAGGAAGCAAUGGCCAUAUAGGAAUAGAGAGAGAUGGAGAAAGAGAUGUCACCUGUUUACUGUUUGAUGUUUACACUUAGAUCUUAGAUCAUGUAAAUGAUCAUGUUGAAAGUUACUAUUUGUAGAAUACACUAGUACUCUCAUCAAUAGAUUUUUUUUCUCAAUUAGGAAUAGUAUUUAUAAUACAAAUAUCAAACAAUAUUUAAUAUUUCGUCUUUUACAACUGAAAUGUGAGAUAUUUCACCAGAUACUCCAUAAAUUAUUAAACAAAAUAUGCAGUCAAAUAUCUGUUCACAGUGUAAUGAAACAGCAACUGGUCCUUCUAAUAGGAUAGUUAAAGAUUCCUGUGGCCACAAGAAAUGUAGAGUUUGUUUGUUGGAAGAUGAAGUUCAGUGUAAACUGUGUGUGAAAGAUAAACUUUCAAAUGGAGACAGUAAACCCUCCGAUCAAACUGAAGAAAUUGGCGUUGAUUUAAAUGGAAAAAAUCAGGAGGAAGUUCUUGUGAAUAAUCACACUGCAGUUAUACAGCUUAAUGGAAAUGCAUAUUCAAAUGCUAAUCAGAAUGGUCUCAAUACUGUACCACGUAAAUUAUAUGAUUGCAUAGAAAACGUCUUGGAAACUUCUGCACAAAACAAGAAUAGUUUGCCAACACAAAUAGAGAAUCCUGAAAAAGAUAAAAAGAGGCCUUAUAAUUUGAUUAAUGUUCCUGAACAUAUAACGAUUACAUCAGAUCCUUUGUCUUACCAUUGUGAUAUAUGUGACAAGAGUUUUAUCACAAAGACUCAUAUCAAAUAUCAUUCCUAUUGUGUGGGAGGUUCAAAACCAUUUAAAUGUGAGGUCUGCAACAAGGAGUUUAUUCUACGUGCACAACUGGAUGUUCAUUCUUACAAACACAAAUCCAGUAAGCCAUUUUCAUGUUCGGUGUGUAAAAAGUCUUUUAGUGUUCAGAGUAAGCUAACACGUCAUUCUUCUGUGCAUUCUGUAGUUAAAAGCCACAUUUGUUCAGUAUGUGGUAAUGCAUAUCGUAGCAAAGAAUCACUGAAGAUACAUUCUAUAAUCCAUAAAGGAGAUAAACCAUUUGGGUGCAAAUUUUGCAGUUCAAAAUUCAGUAACCAAUCGAAUUUGGCCAAGCAUAUGACAGUUCAUUCAAAGGAGAAAGCUCAUAUGUGUGAUCAAUGUGGCAAACGCUUCAAAUUGAAAUGGGCUCUUACUGUACACCGUAGAUCUCAUAUUAGAACCAGACCACAUAAAUGUGAGAUUUGUUUCAAAACAUUUGUCAACAACAAGGAUCUUCAAAGACAUAGAUAUGUCCAUAAUGAUACCAAACCCUUUAUGUGCAGUAUAUGUUCAAUUAGCUUCCGUCGUCAGGAUAACUUACGUCGUCACAUGAAGAAUACUCAUCCAGGUAAGAAGGGCGAAGUCAUUAAGAAUGUCGUAAUACUUCCUUCAGAAAAUGCCUGUACCUCAACUAUCACAAAAAAAACACCUAUAGACAAUCCGAAUGCCAUAAAAGUUAUAACGACUGCUUCGCCGGCAUUUACUUCUAGUAAAGCCGAGGGGCAGACAGUUACUCCUCCUCCCUUUGUUAAAUCUGAUUGCAGGGCUGGCGAAGAGACAAGCGUCAUCAACCGACCCAUCAAACUUGCAUCUAAAACGCCAGCUUUCAAGAGCAACUACAAUAUUAGCAGGUAUGUAUUGUUAUGGAAUUAGAAAAAAAUUUUGACAUUUUUUAUUAAAUGACUACCAUGUUUGAAAAAAUGAAACUUGAAAAAUUCGAAAAACUAUUAGUUGC